CUCUCCCAAAAUGCGUGAUGAGCAAACUGAUCCCCGAAGACAAUCGUGACCCGAACAACAGACCUGUCUGUUGCGCCAGGCAUUCGACCAUUACCUGCGCAGGUACCUCUUCCCUGCCUUGCAUUACCGUGCCGUAAAGAUCCCCAGUGAUGGCGGGGAACAGAACACGCGGGUCCGGCUACGGGUCCGUGGGAGGUGCGGCUGGAGAGGAAUACCGAGCAGGGGCUGACCUACCUGGCUCCUCCGGACCCAGCAGCAGGCAGCGGCGAUGGCCGUUGUUACGGCUGGGCGUCGCGUCGUUCGCCGUCGUCGCGGGCGUGGGCUUGUUCAGCGCGUCUCGGCUGCCCAGCUCCACCGCUCCUACUGCAGGAGAUCAACUGAUCGAUUCCCCGUCCGGCGGCGGCAACCAGAACCUGGCGCAAGACGCCGUAACAACACCAGGAAGUGAUUCACCGCAUGUGUCCGGCGGCACAACGGGAGCGGCGGGAGGCGACAGCGGGGGGAUGGAUCUAUCCUUCAUUGCUUCGAACGAGUACACGCGGCGAGGCGAUAUCAUUGGGCUGGGCUACCCUUGGCUUCAGGACCGGAUUCUGGUGGAGCCCUUUCGAACCACGACCCUGGAGGUGGUCUCUCCGAAAGAAGGGAUGGUGUACUCGUGGACGGUCAGGCCGGUGACCGAGGUCGACGAGCAGGAGGAGACGCCCGCGGAGUACGCCGGGCCGUCGGUCGACGUGGUGUUCGAGCGGGCGCCCAAGUACCAGGUGGUUCUAGAGGAGCGGGCGAGCGGGAGCGGUGGAGGGGACGCCGGGGAGGAGGCGGCGGUGGUCCGGAGCUCGGAUGUCGAGGUCUUCAGCAAGUACGUGCGGAGAGAGAUCAGGUCGCUCUUCGACGACGAGCGGGACCAGAUGUUCGAUGCCAUGAAGGUGCUGUGGGACGUGGGCAUCGACGAAGGGAAGGUGUUGUACGGACCGGACUACCUGGAUGUGUGGACCAUCGAUCAGUUCCACCAAAUCGGAGCGUCGGACCUUGACUGCGAUCACCUUCACGACGGCAUCGGAUUCGGCGUCACUCACUCCAUGGUGACGAUGAUGUUCGAGAACAGCCUGCAGCUGGUGAACCCCAUGCUCAGCUUGCCCUACUGGGACUUCACGAUCGAGGGCGCCGUGAUCGACCGCGAGUUCGGCGGCGACUACACCAGGCUGACUGAGGCCUCUCCCCUUUGGACUGCGGACUGGUUCGGCGGCGUCGACAAGAGGGAUUACCAGGUGAAGGAUGGGCGCUGGGGCUCCAUUCCGGUACCCAUUGUCGACGAAGACAAGCGCAACUACCUGGGUGCGGACGUCUACGGACGAAUGCGGUCUCCCUGGAACGUCAACUCCCGGCCUUACCUGACGCGCGGGCUGGGAGAGAUGUGCGGGCUCGACAGCACGGAGUUUUACUCUUGGCCUGGAUGUUCUAGCCACUACGACCUCCAGGACAAGUUCAACUCGUACUACGGCUACACGUGGUGGUCUCAGUACGGCCCCCACGGUCCCGUCCACGUCUGGGUUGGCGGCAACGUCGACUGCAAGAAAAAUCUCGACAAGGUUAUGGCCAUCGUGGGAGAGGAGUACCGGUUGAGUAUGUCCGGGUACUUGUUCGUGAAGCGCAAGGACAUGUUCCGCGACGCCGUGUUCAAGUGCCGGGGCUUCGCAGACUUCAGCGUGUCGGAAGAGGACGUCAUGACUAGCGGGCAAUGCGGCUGCCUGGACUACGACCUCGUCGAGGGCGACGACUACAAGAAGGUCUGGACCGCGUUCACGUCGUUCUACACGUUCGACCAGGAGUUCACAGAGGAGGAGAUGAGGAUAUUGGCCACGCAAUGGUGCAACGGAGAGGUCGGGAUGGGCGAGUCCUCCCAGUCGAGCAGCCCGCUCGACCCCACCUUCUGGUCCAUGCACCCGACCAUGGAACGACUCUUAGUUUUCAAGCUCCUCGCUGGAACCUUCACUGACUACUCGUGGCCCGACGAAGUUGGGUCGUGGGUUGGCAUGGACGGUGUGGAGUACGACGUCAUCAUUUCGACGCGCUCUGAUACGUGCAACGGUCACCGAGGCAGCGACAUCUUCCCGUACGGCAUCAUGUCCGACGUCAUCACGCCGCAGUUCACUUUCUACGGCAAGAAGGCCCCGAACACGAUGCAAAACCGGAUGCUUAUCAAGCUCUUUGACCCCAGCGAGAACGCCCUGCCCUUCAUCUACGACAACUUCGAGUGGUCGCACUGCUCCGAAAUGGGCUACGACUUCUCCGACUUCUUCGACACGAGCACCAUGAAGUCCGGCCCCAAGGGCACCGCAGCUUCCGAGGAGGAGAAGAGCAAGACCACCCGUGUCGAGGGCUUCGGGCUGUUCGAAAAGGGUGACAUCCACCUGCAACCAGGCUUCGACCCGCCCGCGGCGGUGAAGAAGAUCCUCGUGGAGCGAGAGGAGAGGCUCAAGCGGCAGCAGCAGCAGCAGCAAGAAGAGACGAAGCACGUCUGAGUAGGGUCCAUCCCGAGAAGAGACGAUGGUGGCGAUUUGUGUCUUUCUCCCGGGCCAGCCACUGGCGCGAAAAGCUGUCGGGGGGGGGCAGGGGGGCUUGCAGGGUAAUGAUUUUUCAUGUCUCGCUACACCCACCUUACUUUUGAUGAUGUCAUGCGAGGGUUACGGUGGGGGACCUGGUAUCAAGGCGAUGAGCACGGCACGGAAGUUUGAUCUUUCUUUCGUUGCUGUUGUCGUUUGCUCUCGUUUCUAUAUUAUGUGCGUGCUAUUCCGCGCGUUUCUUGCCGUUUUGUGUGUCCUUGGUGUCCUGGGCCUGCUUGAUGCCAGCGUUUUCUCGUUCGUGUUUGGGGCUCCUAUACCCCUUCGUGUUGAGCAUCCCGGUGAGUGGUAAGUGGUGCUCGUUUGUGCUUUUCGGAUGUAGCAUUGCAGUUUUGUAUCCUGAAGGUCAUGCUUUCACGCGUGAGUCGGGCGGCUCGCGUGUUUUUUUCUUGUCGGUUGGGAGGCCGACGUCUGCCGACGUCGUCACGCUCUUGUAGCGACUGGUUCUACUGUUGUUGCUGCUGCCGGUGUCGCAGCAAAUUUGAUGGGUAAUGGCGUGCGGAGGUAGGCUACACACUGCUUGCUUUCGUUUUUCACGGUCACCGAACGAUUUGCAUCUCCGCACGUUGGAGGGGGGGCGCGGGCGGGGUUCAGAAGCGGGAAAAUCCCGCCUGAAACGCCCAUGGUCUUCCAAGAUUUUGACGCUGCUCUCGGCCGGAGUGUAGUCGGCGCUUCGUGCGUCCUCUAGGCAUCAUCACCGCUGGAGGCGGCGCGUGUGAUGCUAGAAUCGGGAAUGUUCACCUCAACUCGCGGUUGAAGGGGGUUCCUAACUCUAUUUUCGGGUGGGCGAAGCAUGAUACCCGGCGCAUGGGUAAAUGAUACUUCCAUAACUCUGGAAAAGUCUUGGGGCUCCUUUCUUAUGCGUUGGUUUGACACUCUCCCGUUGUUGGGAAGCUGCAACGUGCGCUGGGGGCAUGACAGGAGAGUCAGCUUUGUUUUUCAAGUGAAGAUGCGUUGUCGGCCGCAUCUGUUGUAUCUCUGUCGACGGUGUUUGUAAUGGCGAGGUUUGCGAGCCGCCGUCCUCCGGCAUGCGCAUACAUUAGGGUUCUUUUUCUGUUUCGUCGUCAGGCCUUUUUUCUGUCGUGCCGUAUCCAACACAUUUCAUGUUUUUUCUUUGAUUCUACCGGUUUCUAUGGCUCACAAAUGUUGCAAGAAAAGUUGCAGUUCUGCAACUUUUCUCGCAACAUUCCAAAUGUACGCCCAGUAUGGGAGCAAAAAAAAGUUGCACAAAAAGUUUUGAAACUUUUCUCGAUGAGCAAAAAGUUGCGAUCUGGCCAAAAAGUUUUGCAACAUUUCCCGAGUCGGGAAGGCGCGAGAAAUGUUGCACGGCGGGAAUUAUACCGGUUCGGGUUUGUUGUUGUAUUAUUUCCGCCGU
Molecule: messenger RNA, 3993 nt
Organism: Ectocarpus sp. CCAP 1310/34
Lineage: Eukaryota; Phaeophyceae; Ectocarpales; Ectocarpaceae
Source: the annotation of a GenBank genome assembly